Molecule: messenger RNA, 2065 nt
Organism: Achroia grisella
Lineage: Eukaryota; Metazoa; Arthropoda; Insecta; Lepidoptera; Pyralidae
Product: E3 ubiquitin-protein ligase Mdm2-like
Exons: 5
Coding region: 186-1247 (353 amino acids)
Source: RefSeq, a predicted model, not a curated record
AGAGCCCAUUACUCCUGUAGUAUGUUUAUUUUAAUUUUUCUCUAUGGUAUUCAGUAAGGGUUCUCAAUCUCACAUAAUUGUUGUUACUUUACUUUUAAAUAAUAUUUUUUUUCUACCAUUAUGAAUAAGUGUGAUUUUAAACAUGUCUAAUAAUUAAAUAGUGUGUUGGAGACAUAUUUUGUGCAAUGUCCACUGCUGUUGUCACAGAUAACAAAUACUUCAGACGUACUUCAACGGAAACUGUGCUGAGCGUACAGGGCAAAGAAACGGAUUGUGCUGCCGACACAAGUGAUACGGAGACGUUGGCUGAUGAAGAUGUGGAGUACGAGCCUGUAUCAGAUCCUGAGAACAUUAAGCCAGCGUUCGAUGACACCUCCGAAGACAGUGAGGAAGAAAUCAUAGUGACGAACAGAAUAACGGUCACCAUGCGUGACGAUGGUGAGGUGGAGUUUGCGGACUCUGAGCAGACCACCUCGGACCAGUCGGACAGCGAGAUCGAUCUGCUGGGCUACGACAAGUGCGCGCGAUGCCACUCUUCCGAACACAACACCUUCUACAGAUACUGCGAUGACUGUUUCAAGGCCAAGAAAACGUGUUUCCCGCCGAGACCGAAGGCAAGGAAAAGAAAAAAGCUAAUCGACACGGAUUCACAGCGCUCCCAGUCGCAGGACUCUGGAGUCGAGUCGCAAAAUAGUCAGAAGUCACAGGUGGGCAGUAGUAAGCGUUCGGGGUCGUCCGUAGAAUCGGAGUCGGACUUUUCCAAGCCUCGCUCUCGCUCCCGUUGUAGCUCGGACUCCGACGGUUCCUCUAGGAAACGUAAAUGCACGAACGACCCUGAUCCUUCGGGCUCGGAUAGCUCAAACAGAAAACGUUCAUCCAACUCUCACGAACACUCGGAUGACGAGAGUUUAGCUAAAAAAUGUAAGCUCGAGGACGAUUACGAUAACUCCGACAGCUUGGCUAGGAAAUGUAGGUCCAACACCGAUAGGUUUGUUAACGAAGAUUCCCUUCAGUGUUUAAUUAAAUCGGUCAGCGAGCCGUCCAUGUCGGAACGAAGUAAAGACGAUGAUAGUAAGGACCUGUGCAUUAUAUGCUACGUCAGGCCGAAGUCAGGGGUUUUCGCUCAUGGCAGAGUGGCACAUAUCUGCUGCUGCUACAAAUGUGCCGUCAAGGUAUGGAGCACAUCGAAACGCUGCCCGGUAUGUAAUUGCAAAGUGAGCAAUGUCCUCAGGGCGGUUGUUAUGUAAUGUAAAACGACAUCCUGUACAAAACGUAUUUAUUUAGGUACAUGUAAAUAAAAAAAAAAUAAUAACAAUCGAAGGAAAGUUUAAACAAAAUAGAAAAAACUUAAAAUAAUAUAAAAAAGAACACAACUCAAACCAUAAAUAAUUAUUAAAACAACUUAAAAAAAAUAACACAAUUAAAACUUUUAAACGAACUCUGAAAUAAAACAUUUUAAUGCAAUAAAAAUAGGUAUCAAAAAUAUAAAAAAAUAUUACUUUAUUAAUAUAGGUUGAAAAUUCGAAUGUUUGUAAAUAAAUAAAAAAUGUAUAUACAUAAUUUGUAUGAUAAAUAUAGAAAUAAUGCUAAUGAAGAGAAGAUGGCCAGAAAGAGCUAAUGGCCUUAAUUGGUAUUUUAACUCGAAUAUAGAAUACCAAUUCUCAAUUGGUACACUUCAAAAGAGACCUCUAAACAAUGUCUCCUAAGGUUCUAAGUCGAGAUAUAGAAAUACAUUUUCGGAUGUUUCGACAGCUCAUUGGGAAACAUUGUGAAAAUUAAACAACCUUCGAAUUCCUAUAAUGAAGGUACACCCUGUAUCAAUUCCGAUUGGUCGUAUUUCUUAUAAUUAUUACCGACAAUAUACAGGGGCGGAUAGUGAAUUUGUGGGGUUUACAACUAAAAUAAUACACCGACCAGAAAUUCCCGUUCCUUUCAAUAGACUCGCACUUGAAUUGACUUGAGGGAAUGGGGGUUCUUUGUAUCCUCGGGGCCAUGGGCUACAGCCCAAAAAACCCUUAGGUUGAUCCGCCCCUGACAAUAUAUAUAUAAAAUUGAGAUAUUAUAU